AUGCAGAUCUCACCCUUGCUGGCUGGUGGACUUUUACUUGCUCUGCUCUCCGUCAGGCUGGAGGCGAAGCCGGCGUCGCAGCUCCCACAGAAGGCUUCCCGCGGGGCGGCGGCGGCGGCGGCGGCUCCGCCUGAGGCGGCGGGCGCGGAGCGGGACAAGGAGCGGGACAAGGACAAGGAGAAGGAGCGGAGCCGCGGCACCGGCCCCAGGGAGGCUCGGGAGGCCCGGGCCGAAACCCGGCCUCGGGCGGGCUGGGCGAGGCUGCUGCAGGACCCGCCGGGCCGCCGCCACAAGGGCCUGCAGAAGAAAGGGCUCGGCAAGGGCUGCUUCGGCCUCAAGCUGGACCGCAUCGGCGCCAUGAGCGGCCUCGGCUGCUGAGGGACCCCUGGCGGGCUUUGAAGCAGCAGUCCGUUUUCUCCUACCACGGCCAGGCAUGGCCAGCCCCCAGGCAACGCCUAGAAG
Messenger RNA from Cygnus atratus (black swan), 462 nucleotides. It is a transcript of the gene NPPC, whose product is annotated as natriuretic peptide C. Gene Ontology annotation, cellular component: extracellular region. The transcript has 3 exons. Lineage: Eukaryota; Metazoa; Chordata; Aves; Anseriformes; Anatidae. Gene Ontology annotation, biological process: cGMP biosynthetic process; receptor guanylyl cyclase signaling pathway. Gene Ontology annotation, molecular function: hormone activity; hormone receptor binding. The record is from RefSeq and is a predicted model, not a curated record. Bases 1 to 378 code for a protein of 125 amino acids.